Messenger RNA from Amborella trichopoda, 1424 nucleotides. Its product is annotated as suppressor. Gene Ontology annotation, biological process: auxin-activated signaling pathway. The record is from RefSeq and is a predicted model, not a curated record. NCBI's taxonomy places the organism in Eukaryota, Viridiplantae, Streptophyta, Magnoliopsida, Amborellales, Amborellaceae.
CCAAAGCCUAGGACUGGCAGUAAAGAAAAAGUUAAACAUGGUUUCCCUUUUCAGCAUCAACAAAUGAAUCACCAGCAAAUUAAGAAUUUAUGGGACUCUAACUCUUCAAAAAGGUGAGGCCCUCAUCUACAGGAACACUCAACAGUGCUUCAAGGAUAUAAAGUGACCUUCCACUGCUCUCAAUGAUUCCCAAACACACAAAGAACCUCUCUCUCUCUCUCAGAGGGGAACAGAUAAAUACCACCACACCUUUAAUGUGACAGACCCAUUCAUGCAAGUAUACACACACAUUCCCUCUACCUCUGUCACCAUUUCUCUCCCCAAAUCUCUAUCUCAUUAUCUUUAUAUCUCUCUUUUCUCACAUACAUAGACAGAUAAAGAUCAUGUUGACAAAUGGGGCAGACCAUGGCAAGCCUCGUCGAAGAAACGAUUCAGGCGAGCUCGAUGUGUUCGAAGCGACGAGGUAUUUCAGCGAAGAGAGAUCAAAUCUCUCUACAAACUUUGCUAAGAAUGGUUCAAUCUCACAGAAAGCCGCUUUGAAUAGAGAAGGAUCAACAUGUGGAGGAGAGAGAAGGAUCCUAGACAUGCCCAUGAACAAGCAAAGCUCUUCUCCUCAAAAGAAAAUAAAGGAGAAGAGAUCCAAACAACCUAGCUCACCAGGAAACAAAUUAGCCAGCUUCUUGAACUCUCUCUUCACACAAAAUUCUUCGAAGAAGAAAUCGAUGUUCAGUAAUCAAUCCAUUAAAGAUGAUGAUGAGAGCCCAUUUGGCAGAAGAAGGAGAAGAAGUAGCAUAAGCCUUCUCCAAACCGCGAGCUCAAACGACUCGACAUAUAAUUCAUCUUCAAGCUCAGAUUUCAGAACCCCCCCUCCUUUCACAGCAACACCAACAAGCUUAGGUAGGGAAUUAAAUAGCUUUUAUGAUCUUCAUAGCAUGGUUUCUCUCUCAAGCUGCACAAGAAACCACACCUCUGCCUCACUUGUUCCAACAAAUGGAGCUCUAGAGGGCAAGGUGACUAACAGUAUGGGGUGGUCUGAUCACAAGUCCAAGUAUGAAAGUGAAUUUUUAGAGAGAGAAAGUAAUUGGGGUUAUGUGUAUUCUAGUGAGAAGGGGAUUAGAAGGAUCUCUGAAAUUGAUGAUGGAGGAGAGAGUGACUCAAGUUCGGAUUUGUUUGAGCUUCAAAGCAAUGACUUUGGUGUUUACUCAAAGGGAUUGCCUGUUUAUGAGACCACCCACUUGGAGAGCAUUCAGAGGGGAGCACCCAUUGCAAAUGGCUCAUUCUGAAGUGUUGAUGCAACUUCAUUUGGAGGGUUUUCUUUUGAAUUUCUCCGUAUUUGUAUGUAUGUAGUAAUGGAAAGUUUCAAUUCAAGAUUUUGAGUGAAAAAAUCGAAUUUUUGUUGUUGGAUUGUAAGCUUAAGGAAAGUU